Molecule: messenger RNA, 5630 nt
Organism: Heteronotia binoei (common prickly gecko)
Lineage: Eukaryota; Metazoa; Chordata; Lepidosauria; Squamata; Gekkonidae
Gene: CADPS
Product: calcium dependent secretion activator
Exons: 33
Coding region: 152-4447 (1431 amino acids)
Biological process (GO): positive regulation of exocytosis; synaptic vesicle exocytosis; dense core granule exocytosis
Cellular component (GO): glutamatergic synapse
Source: RefSeq, a predicted model, not a curated record
GAGCCGGUGAAGGGAGGGUAUCUUGGAAGUACCUCGAAGCUUGGCUUUUGUGCCGCCGCCGCGACCACCACACCACCUGCCUGCUCCCCCUUAAUUCUUUUGUCGUUUUCAUCUUAGAGCUGCGGGCGAAGGAGGAUUUGCGGCAACCAACAUGUUGGACCCGUCGUCCAGCGAGGAAGAAUCGGAUGAGAUCGUGGAAGAGGAGAGCAGCAAGGAGGUGCUGGCCCCGGCUGCCUCGGGGGCACGGCUCUCACCCAGCCGGACCAGCGAAAGCUCGGGGGGCGGGGGCGGUGGGGGGCUGCAGCCCAGCAGCCGGAGUGGGAGCAGUGUCCGGCCUUCCAGCCCGAGCCCUUCGGUGGUGAGCGAGAAGGAGAAGGAAGAGCUGGAGAGGCUGCAGAAGGAGGAAGAGGAGAGGAAGAAGAAGCUGCAGCUCUACGUCUUCGUAAUGAGGUGCAUCGCCUACCCCUUCAAUGCUAAGCAGCCCACUGACAUGGCCCGGAGGCAGCAGAAGAUAAGCAAACAGCAGCUCCAGACUGUCAAGGAUCGUUUUCAAGCCUUCCUCAAUGGAGAGACUCAAAUUGUCGCCGAUGAAGCUUUCAUGAAUGCAGUCCAGAGUUACUAUGAUGUGUUUCUGAAGAGCGAUCGAGUUGCCAGAAUGGUGCAGAGUGGGGGAUUCUCAGCUAAUGACUCCCGGGAAGUCUUCAAGAAACACAUUGAAAAAAGAGUCCGUAGCCUCCCUGAGAUCGAUGGUCUCAGCAAGGAGACUGUCCUGAGUUCCUGGAUGGCAAAAUUUGAUGCAAUAUAUCGCGGUGAAGAGGAUCCCCGCAAAGCACAGGCCAGAAUGACAGCAAGUGCCGCUUCAGAGCUCAUUCUCAGCAAAGAGCAGCUGUAUGAGAUGUUCCAGAAUAUCUUGGGAAUCAAGAAAUUUGAGCAUCAGCUUCUGUACAAUGCGUGUCAGCUGGAUAAUCCAGAUGAACAAGCAGCGCAAAUCAGACGGGAAUUAGAUGGGCGUCUUCAAAUGGCAGAUCAGAUUGCCAAGGAACGCAAAUUUCCUAAAUUUGUAUCCAAAGAAAUGGAAAACAUGUACAUUGAAGAACUGAAGUCCUCUGUCAAUUUGCUGAUGGCUAACUUAGAGAGCAUGCCAGUGUCCAAAGGUGGCUCCGAGUUCAAGCUACAAAAGCUGAAACGCAGUCAUAACACCUCCAUCAUUGAUAUGGGAGAAGAAAAUGAAAACCAGCUCUCAAAAUCAGAUGUUGUACUAUCUUUUUCCUUGGAGGUUGUUAUUAUGGAAGUGCAAGGUCUCAAGUCCUUAGCACCAAACCGCAUUGUAUACUGCACAAUGGAAGUGGAGGGGGGUGAAAAGCUGCAGACCGAUCAGGCUGAGGCAUCAAAACCAACCUGGGGGACUCAGGGUGACUUUUCCACAACACACGCCCUUCCAGCAGUGAAGGUGAAGCUGUUUACUGAAAGUACCGGAGUGCUGGCAUUAGAAGACAAAGAACUUGGGCGGGUGGUUCUUCAUCCGACACCAAACAGUCCAAAACAAUCUGAGUGGCACAAAAUGGCUGUUUCCAAAAACUGCCCUGAUCAAGAUCUGAAAAUUAAACUUGCAGUCCGAAUGGAUAAACCUCAAAACAUGAAGCAUUCUGGGUAUUUGUGGGCCAUUGGCAAAAAUGUCUGGAAGAGAUGGAAGAAAAGGUUCUUUGUGCUAGUCCAGGUUAGCCAAUAUACGUUUGCUAUGUGCAGUUACCGAGAGAAAAAAGCUGAGCCUCAAGAGCUGCUGCAGCUUGAUGGAUACACAGUGGACUACACGGACCCACAGCCAGGUUUGGAGGGUGGCAGAGCAUUUUUCAAUGCAGUGAAAGAAGGAGACACUGUGAUUUUUGCAAGCGAUGAUGAGCAGGAUCGUAUCCUGUGGGUCCAAGCCAUGUACCGAGCUACCGGACAGUCCCACAAACCUGUGCCGCCUACUCAAGUCCAAAAGCUUAAUGCUAAAGGAGGAAACGUACCUCAACUAGAUGCCCCCAUCUCUCAAUUUUAUGCAGAUAGAGCUCAAAAGCAUGGCAUGGAUGAAUUUAUCUCUUCCAAUCCCUGUAACUUUGACCACGCUGCACUCUUUGAGAUGCUUCAACGCCUCACUUUGGACCACAGACUUAAUGAUUCCUAUUCUUGUCUGGGCUGGUUCAGUCCUGGACAGGUAUUUGUGCUCGAUGAGUAUUGCGCCCGUAAUGGAGUCAGAGGCUGUCACAGGCAUCUCUGCUACCUCAGUGAUUUGCUUGAACGAGCAGAGAAUGGAGCAAUGAUUGACCCCACCUUACUUCAUUACAGUUUUGCCUUUUGUGCUUCACAUGUUCAUGGCAACAGUCAAAAAAUGGAAGAGAUUCUUGGUGGCUUACUGCCAAUUGCAAACAAUCCCCCAGCUACUGAAGUAGAGCCAAAAAAGGAUUCCAAAAAGGAGUCCAAAAAGAGGAAAGAUAGUAAAGCCCAGCCACCUCCUGAGCCCAAAAGGCCUGAUGGAAUAGGAACUGUAACAGUAGAAGAGAAAGAACGGUUUGAAGAAAUCAAAGAGAGGCUGCGAUUGUUACUAGAAAACCAGAUCACACAUUUCAGGUAUUGCUUCCCAUUUGGCCGACCAGAAGGCGCAUUAAAAGCUACACUAUCGCUCUUGGAAAGGGUUUUGAUGAAAGACAUAGUUACUCCAGUCCCCCAAGAGGAGGUAAAAGCCGUCAUCCGUAAAUGCUUAGAACAAGCUGCAUUGAUUAACUAUACUCGACUAUCAGAGUAUGCCAAAAUUGAAGGGAAAAAGAGAGAAAUGUAUGAGCAUCCUGUCUUCUGCUUGGCCUCUCAAGUGAUGGAUUUAACCAUUCAGAAUCAAAAGGAUGCAGCUCGAUCGUCAGUGCCCAAGCCCCCAGCUGGGCCCACUCCAUCCACUCAAAUGCAGACUAAAAUGAUAAAUGAGAUGUUGAAAGGCAAACCUAAGCAAACGCCAAAAAAUGUAGGUCGGUUAGUCACACCUGCCAAAAAGCUAGAAGAUACAAUUCGCCUAGCAGAAUUGGUAAUUGAAGUUCUACAGCAGAAUGAAGAACAUCAUGCAGAGGCCUUUGCUUGGUGGUCAGACUUAAUGGUUGAACAUGCGGAAACUUUCCUUUCUUUGUUUGCGGUGGAUAUGGAUGCCGCACUAGAAGUCCAGCCCCCAGAUACCUGGGACAGCUUUCCACUAUUUCAACUUCUCAAUGAUUCCCUCCGUAAUGACUAUAAUUUAUGCAAUGGAAAAUUCCACAAACAUCUUCAAGACCUGUUUGCUCCGCUUGUUGUUAGAUAUGUGGAUCUCAUGGAAUCCUCAAUUGCACAAUCAAUUCACAGGGGCUUUGAGCGGGAGUCAUGGGAGCCAGUAAAGAGUUUAACAAGUAAUCUGCCCAAUGUGAAUCUACCAAAUGUGAACCUCCCUAAAGUUCCAAAUCUGCCAGUAAACAUCCCACUAGGCAUUCCCCAAAUGCCUACCUUUUCUGCACCGUCAUGGAUGGCUGCUAUCUAUGAUGCUGACAAUGGAUCAGGAACAUCAGAAGAUCUGUUUUGGAAACUUGAUGCCUUACAGACCUUCAUCAGGGAUUUACACUGGCCCGAGGAAGAAUUUGGGAAACACCUAGAGCAACGCUUAAAACUUAUGGCUAGUGAUAUGAUUGAGUCCUGUGUGAAAAGAACCAGGAUUGCGUUUGAAGUAAAGCUGCAAAAAACAAGCCGGUCAACAGAUUUCAGAGUCCCUCAGUCAAUAUGCACCAUGUUUAAUGUUAUGGUUGAUGCCAAAGCUCAGUCGACAAAACUUUGCAGUAUGGAAAUGGGCCAAGAGUUUGCUAAAGAGUGGCACCAGUAUCAUUCAAAAAUAGAUGAACUAAUUGAAGAAACGGUCAAAGAAAUGAUAACACUUCUAGUAGCAAAGUUUGUCACCAUUUUGGAAGGAGUGUUAGCCAAACUAUCCAGAUAUGAUGAAGGGACAUUGUUUUCUUCUUUCCUGUCAUUUACUGUGAAGGCAGCUUCCAAAUACGUGGACGUGCCCAAACCAGGGAUGGAUGUUGCUGACGCCUAUGUGACCUUCGUUCGCCAUUCUCAGGACAUCCUGCGUGAUAAGGUCAAUGAGGAGAUGUAUAUAGAAAGGUUAUUUGAUCAAUGGUACACCAGCUCCAUGAAUAUUGUUUGCACCUGGCUGACAGAUCGCAUGGACCUUCAGCUUCACAUCUAUCAACUAAAAACCCUUAUUAGGAUAGUAAAGAAAGCAUACAGAGAUUUUCGAUUGCAAGGAGUUCUGGAUUCCACCCUGAACAGCAAAACAUAUGAAACAGUGCGAAACCGACUGACUGUAGAAGAAGCCACGGCCUCAGUAAGUGAAGGAGGAGGGCUUCAAGGGAUCACCAUGAAAGACAGCGAUGAAGAAGAUGAAGAGGAUGAUUAGCCCCCUCCCCACCCAACUUGGAUGUAGCCUGGAAACCAGUGCAUGUAUCUAGUCUGUUAUUCAGUUAGCCACAUUAGGAAAUUUUCUGUCAGCUCUAAAUGCCCAUGGAAAGUCUACCAAUACAAUUGCCAUUUUAGCUGUGUUGUACUUAAGAUUUAGCACCUCUGUUUCGAUUCACUGAGUUUCCUAAUUUCAUAUCUAUAUGUUCAUAAGCAAUAUGGAGCACCAUUGUUUAAAAACUGUUAACAGAAAAAAAAUCUGCAUAGAAAACAUGCUAGGUGUGUCCCUGUUAUAAUUAAAGUAUAAAUGAUGCUUCAUUAAUGUACUGUAUAUACAUUGAUGGUAAAUUGUUGUGAAGACAAGUGAAACAAGUACUUUCAUAUCUUUGUUUCUCUCCUGUGGAUGCCAACUGCUUCAAAAACAGAACGAGGUAGCUACAAAUGACCUUUUUUAAAAUAUAUUUUGGGGACAAACAAGAAAUCAGAAGUCAGAAUUAUUCCUACUGAAUAUACCCCUAAUCACCUUCCCUCCAAUAUAUACGGCUAACUUUGUAGAAGUGACAUACCAUAAUAGUCAAUCGUCUUGCCACAGCAGGUUGACUCUGAUCACCUUGUCCACGUUAUGAUCCAGAGCAGUUGUUGUAUGUCAACAUCUCUCCCAGUAUCUUAGUGUUACACUUUUUUUGUUCUGAGUUCCGAUAACUGUGUUUGUAAAAAGGACAACUUUAAUUACAAUCUUAGACUAUACAGAUGUGUUUAUAAUAAUGCGAUAACAACAACAAUAAUAACAAUGAUAUCUGAAGAUUUCUUUGGGUAGAUUGUAACCAUAAUUUAAAUUUCCUUUUGUUUUCACAAUGGUUUUUAUAUCUUGUCAUGUACAUUGCAUUUGGACCAGUAACUUGCAUGCCCUUGGGUUCCCCUCAUCCCCUUCCAGAGGCUUUUCUUUUCUGUGUAAAAUAGUGGAUCCAUCUUGCUUUUUUGCCUUAUACAAGCCGACAGUUGUAACAGUGUGAGAACUGUGGCUUCUCAAUAAAUAACUAUUCAGAUGUCCUAAGAAUAAACGCUGGAGUCUUUUUAUGUCUGCCUUAGAAAGAGAAAAACAAAAACAAAAUAAGAGCAAACUUUGGAAAAAAAAACCCUGUAAGAGUCCCCCCACCUUCUAGAAUAAAGGAAUUUUCUUUUCA